AUGCCCUGUGUGCAAGCGCAGUAUAGCCCUUCACCGCCCGGUUCAAAUUAUGCAGCUCAGACCUACGCGUAUGGCUCGGAGUACAGCUCGGAGAUCAUGAACCCUGACUAUGCCAAGCUGACCAUGGACCUGAGCAGUACCGAGAUCACUGCCACUGCCACCACCUCCCUGCCCAGCUUCAGCACCUUUAUGGAGGGUUACUCCGGCAGCUACGAGCUCAAGCCUUCCUGCCUCUACCAAAUGCAAUCUGCCUCCUCCGGCCAGAGGCCCCUCAUCAAGAUGGAGGACACCCGGCUCUCCCCGUACCAGCCCUCACUGCCACCCUCCACGGACGAGGGGAUGCCCAGCACCUCCAUGUACUUCAAGCAAUCUCCGCCCUCCACACCCACCACGCCGGGCUUCCCUUCUCACCAGAGCCUGUGGGACGAGCCCCCGCUGCAGCCCACGCAGACCUGCCUGCCCCCCGGCCACCUGAUGGACGCCACCCCCAUGAAGACCGUGCCUCCCCGCUUCCCCCUCUUCCAUUUCAAGCACUGGCUUCCCUUCUCACCAGAGCCU
Molecule: messenger RNA, 558 nt
Organism: Leptosomus discolor (cuckoo roller)
Lineage: Eukaryota; Metazoa; Chordata; Aves; Leptosomiformes; Leptosomidae
Source: RefSeq, a predicted model, not a curated record